AAAUAUAUCCAAAUAUUUGUAAUAAAAAAACCCUUGAUACUGAUUUUCCGUUCGAAAAGAGGGUGUACAUCCCUAAAUCACAUGUGUGUUGGGUUAUCUACGCAGCAACAGCUGUGCGUAUGCUAAUCUCACAAAUCCGCGCUGCGCGCUUAUUCUAGUCGUCAAUAGUUAUUGGCAAAAUAGCAACGAUUAUUCGCGUUCCCUGGUUGUUUACGACCUGUCUGCGAAACAAAGCAAAUAAUUAGCGAAUUUGUGCAAUCAGUGCGUUUGCGACGUUCGGGCGACAAACAUUGUGAACUUGGAACGUCCUUCAUCCGGGCAACGGGCCUAACAUGUAACCGCCAACGUUUACUACAUUAUAACGUUAUCGGCGAUUGCGUCUGAAUACCAAGAAAGAAUUUGUCGUGUGAUUAAAAGUAUAGAAAAUGGGUUUCAAGUUGCGAUUGCUGCCCAUUGCCGGGCUGAUUCUGGAAUAUUCUAUUUGGUGCCAUGCUGCUGACAGUGAUAUUGAGAUGGAUGCCAAGGCACAAUCAAUGCACCGGAUUGAUUCACUCAAUCUCCUCUCUUACACAAUGCUGCUUAUUUUGACUGUGCUCACCGUUUGGCUAUUCAAACAUCGACGUGUUAGUUUUCUACAUGAAACAGGCCUUGCUGUGAUUUAUGGUUUGAUUGUUGGUGCGAUUAUUCGCUAUACUGGAAGUUCCGAUCCUGUUCUGCGCAUGUCCGUUAUUCCAAGUGACGAUAAAUACAACAGCAGCUUACCACCCGACGCUUUGACUCUACACUAUGUUAAAAAUAAAAGUUAUGAGUAUCUCUUUCGCGGUGAGAUUCAUAAUGCGCGGGACAACGCCAUCGAUAUGAAAGCCACCUUCGACCCGGAGAUAUUCUUCAAUAUUAUUCUACCGCCGAUUAUUUUCCACGCCGGUUACUCUUUGAAGAGAAAAUAUUUUUUCCGUAACCUCGGCGCGAUACUAACCUUCGCCAUCGUCGGCACGGCGGUGUCAUCGUUCGUCGUCGGCGUGCUGAUGUACGGCUGCGUGCAACUGCUGCCGACGCGCAUGGCAACCAGUUUCACAUUCUUGGACACCUUGUACUUCGGUGCGCUCAUCUCGUCAACGGAUCCGCUUACUGUGCUCGCCAUUUUCAACGAUCUACAUGUCGAUGUCAAUCUCUACGCACUUGUCUUCGGCGAGAGUGUGCUCAACGACGCCGUGUCGAUUGUGCUCAGCGGAUCUAUACAGAAUUACGCUGAAAAGUACCAGUCUGGUUCGGGUGGAUUUGAAACCAUCGCUUUCCUGAAAGCAGUCUACGACUUUUUUGGAAUUUUCAUGCUUUCGCUGGUUAUUGGUGCCACGAUGGGCAUGCUAACAGCAUUCCUGACUAAAUUCACGCGAAUCAGGGAUUUUCCCCUGUUGGAAUCGGCGCUGUUUGUGCUGAUGUCAUAUUCGACUUUCCUCAUUGCCGAAGCGAGCGACCUCACCGGGGUGGUAGCGGUGUUAUUCUGUGGAAUGUGUCAAGCACAUUACACCUUCAACAACCUUUCCGAUGACAGCCGGACCCGCACGAAGCAAAUGUUUGAGCUUCUCAACUUCCUCGCUGAAAACUUCAUCUUUUCGUACAUUGGAGUUUCGAUGUUCACAUUUCCCAGGCAUCAUUUCGACGUGCUGCUUAUUUUGACAGGAUUCAGCUGCGCUAUGAUUGGACGAGCUGUGAACAUUUAUCCGCUCUCUUACUUGUUGAAUCUCGGUAGGAAACCAAAGAUACCAACUAAUUUUCAACAUAUGCUCUUUUUUGCCGGAAUGAGAGGCGCAAUGUCUUUCGCUCUAGCGAUCCGAAACACCGCAUCGGAGAUACGACAAGCCAUGCUGACCACAACCUCACUUAUCGUCAUCAUUACAGUGAUAAUCCAAGGUGGCGCUGCGCUCAAUCUCCUACAUUGGUUUCAAAUACCAGUUGGUGUUGAUGAAGAAACUGAAAGUUUAACACGUGGCAAACGCAAUGGAAGUAUAACUCCCAGCGCCACCACUGAGUGGUCGGAUGCAUUCGGUGAAAGCACACAGGCAAUGCAACCGAAUGGCAACGAGAAGGCACGCCUCGCACGCUGGUGGACCUCCUUUGAUACGCAUUACAUGAAGCCACUUCUGACACACUCGCGGCCCACGUUGCUCGAAACACUCCCUGUGUGUUGCAAUCCGCUCGCACGACUUCUCACCACCACGGAGCAACUCACGCAAGAGCACGCCGACUCCGAUUCGGACCUGUGCAUCGUAGAACACGAAAAUGGCGUGCCUCGCAUUGGGCAACCAUCAUCCACAGCUGGCGCAGGCGCGACUGGACGAUCAAUACCUGCAAUCAGCGGCCAUCAAAUCUAGCUUAGCUUCAAUUAAAUGUUGACAUAGGACGUAUAACAGUAUGACAGUAUGAGUAUCAUCGUUACCACUUACCGUGUGAUAGUAACGCCCUCGGAACACUUGUAAUACAAAAGUGGGCGGGGCAUACAAAAGUAUUUGAUUGCAUUGCAUUGUAUUGCGUUGCGCUGUUGUUGCUGAUGUUGUUGUUUUUUUUUCUAUAAUAUGUGCUAUACAAUUUCGACUCUGGCGUUGAAGAGUGAAGAGUCUCGUGUUUAUUUUGUAGGCCUCGGUUUCCUUGAAAGGGGAGUUACACUGGCUGUGAUUCACUUAAUUUAACAAAAGAAAAAUACCUACGUAUGUGUACUUAUUGCUAUAUUACAUUGUAAUCACCAAUAUAUUAAAUAUAGAAAGGGGUCAAACUCCGCCAAUGAUAUAAA
Molecule: messenger RNA, 2788 nt
Organism: Dalotia coriaria
Lineage: Eukaryota; Metazoa; Arthropoda; Insecta; Coleoptera; Staphylinidae
Gene: Nhe3
Product: Na[+]/H[+] hydrogen exchanger 3
Exons: 10
Coding region: 426-2372 (648 amino acids)
Biological process (GO): regulation of intracellular pH; potassium ion transmembrane transport; sodium ion import across plasma membrane
Cellular component (GO): plasma membrane; recycling endosome
Molecular function (GO): sodium:proton antiporter activity; potassium:proton antiporter activity
Source: RefSeq, a predicted model, not a curated record